AUGUGGAUUUCUUUGCUCGAGGACCUGCUUCCCAUGUUAUCCAUGAACGUCGACAAGUCUGAAUUCAGUGAGCUUCAGAGCCUCAGGAGGAUAGCCAGGAAAUCGCUCAUGGAGCUCUCAAAGGACGAGGUGCUCGUCGUUCUCAGAAAUGUCCCGGGGAGGGACGACGCUUCCAGCAACAGCACCUGCAUAACGCUCGUUGCGAUAUUGGCGUCUGCCAUGUCCGAGGCCUGGAAGAGAGUUGAACAAAUAGCUCCUCAAAACAUGGGCAGAGUCUCACUGGUGCUUGACGGCGAAAACAUUGGCACACGACUCAGGGCUGGAACUAAAAAAUUCAGAAUAGAGCCUCUUAAUUAA
Messenger RNA from Theileria orientalis strain Shintoku, 357 nucleotides. RefSeq lists its product as hypothetical. The transcript is spliced from 5 exons. Bases 1 to 357 code for a protein of 118 amino acids. NCBI's taxonomy places the organism in Eukaryota, Apicomplexa, Aconoidasida, Piroplasmida, Theileriidae. The record is from RefSeq and is a predicted model, not a curated record.